AUGACGGGGAAAGAUGGAGCCGUACUGUCGGACUCGGAGAACAAGGAGCGCUGCGGGAUCAUGGCGCACACGGGGCAGCAGCCUGUGGCCUGGAAGCUUGGGCCCGCGGUGCCCAGACGCACGGGUUUCGGGAUCCAGGAGCUGCUGGGUCUCAACAAGGAGAGUGUCCCGCGGCGGCCCCUCGAGGCUCUCCCGCACAGAGCUCACGCACUGGUGACGCGCGGGCCUCUGGGCCCCGGGCCGUUGCUGCUGGGGCCCGACGGAGGAAUCCACGCGUUUUACCGUCAGCCCACGUUCCUCGAGGCUCAGCACGUGCACCUGCCGCCGCUGCACAGAGACGCGCACGUGGACGCGCACCUGGACCCGCGCUCUUCCAGCUCCGAUUCGGAUGACAUGAGCAUCUCAGGGGAUAAGAAGUUUAAUUCAUCGCUGAGUCAGAGCAAGAAACGAAAGAAAAGACGACACAGGACCAUUUUCACGUCCUACCAGCUGGAGGAACUGGAGAAAGCCUUUAAUGAAGCCCACUAUCCCGACGUUUAUGCUCGAGAGAUGCUUUCCAUGAAGACAGAGCUGCCAGAGGACCGCAUCCAGGUGUGGUUCCAGAAUCGCAGAGCCAAAUGGAGGAAGAGAGAGAAGUGCUGGGGCCGCAGUAGUGUCAUGGCGGAGUACGGUCUUUACGGCGCUAUGGUCCGUCAUUCCAUCCCACUCCCGGAGUCCAUCCUGAAGUCGGCAAAAGACGGCGUCACGGAGUCAUACGCACCGUGGUUAUUAGGUAUGCACAAGAAAUCCGUGGAGUCCCCUGACACCUCUCCCAGCAAAUCCUGCAGCAUGAUACCAACACCUGCAGAGGACCAGGCUCAGGACCAAACACAGGAGGACAAUGACAAGUGGACGCAGGACACAGUCUUGGACUUUUCCAAAGAGGAGAUGAGAGAGAACAGUAUAGCGGUGCUCAGGGCCAAAGCACUGGAGCACAAUGCCAAGAUACUGUCAAAAGUCACAGACAAAACUCACACAGACGCAGAGGAGGCGAUGGAGGACGAGACAGAGCUCCAGAUCGCAGGAGAUACACGCUUUGUUGACAUUAUGUGGCUGCGGUGCACGUCAAGGCGGCUGUUUCCUUCCUUCCGUGCGCUAAAGCAGACCCGUCCCCAUGCGUCGUCUUCGGGAGCGAGAGUGGUUAUGCCCGAAGCCGCUGGGUUUCAGGGAGUCAGGGACCGCGCAACGCUCCACGACUUCUCCCUCACGCACAAUGACAGCUUUUGGGAAGCCAUGGCCAACAACAGGCUCUCCUGGAUCAGCGCGUACUCCACCGUGCAGGACUGCGACCUGAGGCGAGGCAAAGUCAAGUGGUUUGUGGGAGGAAAGCUCAACGUGUCUGUGAACUGCUUGGACCGCCAUGUGCUCACCUGUCCGGACAGAGUGGCCCUCAUCUGGGAGAGAGACGAGCCGGGGUCCCAGGUCAAAGUCACUUACAGGGAGCUGCUGGAGAUGACGUGUCGAGUCGGUAACCUCCUGAGACGGCGUGGGGUGAAGAAAGGCGACUGCGUGACCCUCUACAUGCCGCCCUGUCCGCUGGCCGUGGCCUCCAUGUUGGCCUGCGCGAGGAUCGGAGCGGCUCAUAACGUGGUGUUCGCGGGAUUCAGCUCAGACGCUUUGGCCGAGCGCAUCAGAGACGCCAACUCCAGCACAGUGAUCACGGUGAACCAGGGCGUCAGAGGCGGAAAGACCACGGACCUGAAGAAAACCGUGGAUGCGGCCGUGGAAACCUGUCCAAACGUCCGACAGGUGUUCGUUGCUAUGAGAACAGAGACUCCGGUUGCCAUGAACAGCCGGGAUGUGGCUAUGGAAGAGGAGAUGAUGCAGGAGGACGUGGUGUGUGAGCCAGCUGUUAUGGACAGUGAAGAUGUUUUAUUUAUGCUUUAUACGUCGGGCAGCACAGGGAAACCUAAAGGACUGGUCCACACGCAGGCUGGCUACCUCCUUUACGCCUCAUUAACACACAAGUAUGUUUUCGAUUACCAUGACGGAGAUGUGUUCGGCUGCGUCGCUGACAUCGGCUGGAUAACCGGACAUAGUUACUGCGUGUACGGACCUCUGGCAAAUGGAGCCACUACUGUUUUGUUUGAAAGCACUCCUAUUUAUCCAGACCCAGGCAGAUACUGGGAGAUGGUGGAGCGACUACAGAUUAACCAGUUUUAUGGAGCUCCAACAGCCAUCCGCCUGCUGCUCAAGUACGGAGACCACUGGGUGCAAAAAUACGACCGCUCGUCCCUGAAAACGCUGGGCUCUGUGGGCGAGCCCAUCAACACUGAAGCUUGGGAGUGGUACCACAGAGUGGUGGGCGAUGGUCGCUGCCCUGUCGUGGACACAUGGUGGCAAACAGAGACAGGUGGCAUCUGCAUUGCCCCGCGGCCUUCAGAGCCUGACGCUGAGAUAGUCCCGGGAAUGGCCAUGAGACCCUUCUUUGGCAUCAGUCCAGUGCUGGUAGACAAUGAGGGGAAGGAGGUUAGCUCAAAAAGUGCCUCUGGAGCCUUGUGUCUGGCCCUGCCCUGGCCUGGGAUGGCCCGGACCAUCCACAACAACCACCAGCGGUUCAUCGAGACGUACUGCCAGCCCUUCCCUGGCUACUUCUUUACGGGAGACGGGGCGAACAGAACAGAGGAGGGGUACUAUCAGAUCACCGGGCGCUUGGAUGAUGUCAUCAAUGUGAGCGGCCACAGGAUCGGGACGGCAGAGAUAGAAGAUGUUGUGAAUCACUGCUCCGCUGUCGCCGAGUCAGCAGUCAUCGGGUACGCACAUGACAUAAAAGGAGAAGGGGUUUAUGCGUUUGUGGUGUUGAAAAAGCAAGUGGAUAUUUCAGAGUCCGACUUACGGCAGCAGCUCAAAGACCAAGUGUCAAAGUCUAUCGCCAAAUACGCCUGUCCGGACUACAUCCAGGUUGCUCAGCGCUUGCCCAAAACACGCUCAGGUAAAAUAAUGCGUCGCGUGUUGCGGAAGGUUGUAGAGAGAGACCUGGACGGACUCGGAGACCUGAGCACGCUGGACGACCCCUCUGCAGUCCAAGAGAUCAUCCAGGGCCACAAAGAAACCUGCCUCUAG
Messenger RNA from Knipowitschia caucasica, 3102 nucleotides. Lineage: Eukaryota; Metazoa; Chordata; Actinopteri; Gobiiformes; Gobiidae. The record is from the annotation of a GenBank genome assembly.